This is a messenger RNA of Cricetulus griseus (Chinese hamster), 3031 nucleotides long. Lineage: Eukaryota; Metazoa; Chordata; Mammalia; Rodentia; Cricetidae. The record is from RefSeq and is a predicted model, not a curated record.
AAAUUCUCAUUUUACAGUUUCACUAACUACCAUGGGGAAAGAAAAAAAAACAUGAAUUUCAAUGCUAGUAAACUUAAACAGUGAGCACCUGGAGGGUCUCCAGGGAAAGCACAGGCUGAUGCUGUAGACCAGGGAUCGGCGGUGUCUCUAGAAAUAGUAGCAGCGGGUUAGCUCCAGGUGACUAAACGAGGCUUCAGCUCAGCUCACAGCCUUUAUUAGUGCAACUUGCGAUGGUGAGGGAAUAACAAGAAGAAUACAAAUGGAAGUCGGAUGCCUCACAACAUUCAGCCAGUUGCCAUUCCGACACUGCAAAUGGAUAUAAACAAGCUGAACAUAACCUUGCUUCGGAUCUUCCGCCAAGGAGUGGCUGCAGCCUUGGGACUCUUACCCCAACAAGUGCACAUCAACCAUCUCAUUGAGAAGAAGCACCAUGUGGAGUUGUUUGUGUCCCCUGUAAACCGGAAACCAGGAGAGCCACAGGCCCUGCAGGCUGAGGAAGUGCUACGUUCGCUUAAUGUCGAUGUCUUGCAUCAGAGUUUACCACAGUUUGGAAUUACAGACAUCUCCCCUGAGAAAAAUGUUUUACAAGGGCAGCACGAAGCGGACAAAAUCUGGAGCAAAGAAGGAUUUUACGCUGUUGUCAUUUUUCUCAGCAUCUUUGUUAUUAUAGUAACCUGUUUGAUGAUUAUUUAUAGGUUAAAAGAACGAUUUCAGCUUUCCUUAAGACAAGAUAAAGAGAAAAACCAGGAGAUCCACCUAUCACCCAUUGCGUUACAGCCAGCACAGUCGGAGGCCAAGACAGCCCACAGCAUGGUCCAGCCUGAGCAGGCGCCAAAGGUGCUGAACGUUGUCGUGGACCCUCAAGGCCAAUGUGCUCCUGAGAUUAGAACCACCACCUCCUCCUCUGUCUGCCCUUCUCCCUUCAAAAUGAAACCCAUAGGACUUCAGGAGAGACGAGGGUCCAAUGUAUCUCUUACCCUGGACAUGAGCAGCUUGGGCAAUGUGGAACCCUUUGUGGCUGUCCAGACCCCCCGGGAGAAGAUAGCCAUGGAAUACCUGCAGUCAGCCAGCCGUGUUCUCACAAGGCCACAGCUGAGAGAUGUGGUAGCAACUUCCCACUUACUUCAAAGUGAAUUCAUGGAAAUACCAAUGAACUUUGUGGAUCCCAAAGAAAUUGAUAUUCCACGCCAUGGAACGAAAAAUCGUUAUAAGACCAUUUUGCCAAAUCCACUCAGCAGAGUGUGUUUAAGACCAAAAAAUAUCACCGAUGCGUUGAGUACUUACAUUAACGCUAAUUAUAUUCGGGGCUACAAUGGGAAGGAGAAGGCUUUCAUUGCCACACAGGGCCCCAUGAUCAACACUGUGAACGACUUCUGGCAGAUGGUUUGGCAGGAAGACAGCCCCGUGAUUGUUAUGAUCACAAAGCUCAAGGAGAAAAAUGAGAAAUGUGUGCUCUACUGGCCAGAAAAGAGAGGGAUUUAUGGCAAGGUUGAGGUUCUGGUCAUUGGUGUGAAUGAAUGUGACAACUACACCAUUCGAAACCUCAUCUUGAAGCAAGGAAGUCACACCCAGCAUGUGAAGCAUUACUGGUACACUUCAUGGCCUGAUCACAAGACUCCAGACAGUGCCCAGCCCCUUCUGCAGCUCAUGCUGGAUGUAGAAGAGGACAGACUUGCCUCUGAGGGUCGAGGGCCUGUGGUUGUCCACUGCAGUGCAGGGAUUGGGAGGACGGGGUGUUUCAUCGCUACAUCCAUUGGCUGUCAACAGUUGAAAGAAGAGGGAGUCGUGGACACACUAAGUAUUGUCUGCCAGCUUCGUGUAGACAGGGGUGGCAUGGUUCAAACCAGUGAACAGUAUGAAUUUGUGCACCAUGCCCUGUGCCUGUACGAGAGCAGACUUUCACCAGAAACUGUCCAGUGAUUCCGUGAAGAUUGAAAGAGUGUCAAUCUCAUGGGUGAUUAAUGAAAUCACCUACUUAUGGCUCCUAGAAGGAGCUUCCUGCAGUGGAUGAGGAAGCUUUAACGCCAACCUGCGGCAUGGACUGUGGAAGAUCUGGCAACAUAAGAGAUUGCCAACCCUUUGUGUAUAGGAAUGCAUCUGUAAGCAUCCCCCAAAUUAUUUUGAAGGUCCUUCCUAUGCUGAUGGAGGUAUGAUAAUUUCUCACACAGCCUAAGGUGGAUUUUGUUUUGUCGGUGUUGGUUAUCUGCCACACAGAAUCUAUGUGUGUAAUAUUCAGUGACUGUCAUUGUGACAGCAGGAGGGGCUGCUGAAGAUGUCACUAUCUUGUGUUUAGAUGCUUUAAUGUUUAUAAAGUCUGUCUUGUGAAUGGACUGUCAGCUGUUCAACUGUUCCAGUUUAAGUGCUAUUACCUAUCUCAGUUACCAGAAUCUUGCUGCUAAUGUUGCAAGUGAUUAAUAACAGAUUUUUAACAAAUACAUUUUUGUUUUUGAAAAAAAUCAAAUGCAGUAACUAUUUUAUAUGGAAAUGUGUCUUGAUAAUAUCUAUUAAAUGUGUAUUUAUAGUACCUCCUAUGGAUCAAUUACAGAGCACAAUGGCUGUCAUUGGAUACAUAUAUAUAUAUACAUAUAUGUGUGUGUAUAUAUAUUCUGUUAUUAGGCAUAGAGGUGGCUUCUGCUCCACAACUCUAACUACUAUAUUUCUACAUUGUGACUUGUUUUGCUUUAAAAAAGGGAUAAACAAAUUUAUAAUAACUAUAAAGUAUCAAUAAUUUUAAAUACUCAUCUCUCUUCUACUAAGAAGGGAUUUUUGAAUAUGCUGUUUACCUGGAAUCUCUCUCCCAAUAAAAGGCAGCUGCCGCCGGAGUUGCUCCAGCCUGUCUCAUUCCCAGAAGUCUUUCUAAAGAUGAUAUCAUGCACAUACUUGCAUUUCUAAAAGGUUUGAUUUCUCUAGAGACAAACGAAGUAAAAUAACUACACCCAGCAAACACGAGAUGUUCUGCUCAUAUAUGAAUUUUCGAUGCAGCAAAGCUGACUUUGUUUCAUACUACCAAUAAAUGGCUCUUAACACUAAA